Messenger RNA from Desarmillaria tabescens, 1325 nucleotides. Its product is annotated as aldolase. The transcript is spliced from 7 exons. NCBI's taxonomy places the organism in Eukaryota, Fungi, Basidiomycota, Agaricomycetes, Agaricales, Physalacriaceae. Gene Ontology annotation, biological process: carbohydrate metabolic process. The record is from RefSeq and is a predicted model, not a curated record. Gene Ontology annotation, molecular function: zinc ion binding; aldehyde-lyase activity. The coding region runs from base 126 to 1001 and encodes 291 amino acids.
CUCCCAGUUACAAGGGAGCACGACUGUCCCGGCUCCUACAUAUGUCGAGAAUAUAUUUCUAGGUCCAGAUUUCGACAGCGGUACCUCGGCUCGGCACCUACGUCUACCUCGACUCAGAACCCAACAUGUCCGAAUCUCUCAAAGGUAAUCGUACUCUCGAGAUCUUGUUGAAGGCUGAGAGAGAAGGAUAUGGUAUAUUGGCUCAGACUUGUUAUGAUGCUCACUCAGUCAUUGGGCUGGUACGCGCUGCUGAACGGUCCAGAUCCCCCGCUAUCCUCCAGCUCUUUCCUGUAACUUUAGCCUAUGGGAAAGGCUCUUUCCUUCAGUUUUGCUUGGAUACCGCGCACUCUGCAUCUGUUCCCAUCGCCGUGCAUCUGGAUCAUGCCACCGACAAAGAGCAUCUUGAGCUUGCAGUCGGUCUUGCUGAACAAGGCAUCGCAUUCGACAGCAUAAUGGUCGACGCCAGCCACGCGGAGACUGACGAGGAAAACAUUGAAGAGGCGCGGCCCUGGGUCGAGCGCGCACGGAAGGUUGGUGUAGCUGUCGAAGUGGAACUCGGAAGACUGGAGGGUGGGGAAGCUGGACUACGCAUGAUUUCAGGUGCAAAGCUCACGGACCCGGCCAAAGCUGACGCUUUCAUAACGGGUACCGGUGCCACCAUUCUUGCACCCUCUAUUGGCAAUCUCCACGGCUCAUACAUUAAUCCCCCGAAUUUCAACCAAGAAAUAUUGAGGCAGCUCAGAACGACCUUCAAGGGUCGUGGUGUCCCUAUCUGCUUGCACGGCACCGACGAGCUUCCUGACGAAUUAUUCAAGGAAUGCGUAAAGAGCGGUGUCAGCAAGUUCAAUGUUAACUCAUGGGGACGUGAUCCCUACGUCGAAUCUCUCACAGCUGGACUGAAGUCAAAGCCCUUCCCCGACGCGGUUGAGGAGGCUACUGAAGUCUUCGCCCAGGUGUGCGAUAGGUUUUUCGUUUUAUUUGGCUCCGUAGGCAAGGCAUAGGUUUGAUGAGAAAGGUAUUUGAUCCACGAAAUGAUGUAUACUUCUGGGGCAAAAUGUAUAUGAAUGUAGGGCCUGUAUUUAUUUGCCCGUCGUCGUCUUGCCAACCAAGUGAUAUCAGUUUCUUAUGAGUGGAUAUUCAACAGUCUCGUUUAUACGGAUCUUCAUCAUAUGUUACAUCAUUUUCUAUGUGGACAUAUGUAGAUGCGUAAUGGCCUGAUCAUUGACACUACUUGGUGACUUCGUUACCAAAUUCGAGUUCAUUAUAUUAGCACACAAUGAUUCCGAUAUAUUUACAUCGCCUGUGAUUUGAUGAAAAGAACGAAU